Messenger RNA from Penicillium pulvis, 1212 nucleotides. Its product is annotated as FAD-dependent oxidoreductase. Bases 1 to 1212 code for a protein of 403 amino acids. Gene Ontology annotation, molecular function: monooxygenase activity; FAD binding. Lineage: Eukaryota; Fungi; Ascomycota; Eurotiomycetes; Eurotiales; Aspergillaceae. The record is from RefSeq and is a predicted model, not a curated record. The transcript is spliced from 4 exons.
AUGACCCGAGUCGCUCCAAGCACAGAUGCCCAGGUCCUCAUUGUAGGUGGAGGUAUUGGAGGCCUGACAUUGGCAGGUAUCUGUAAAAAGCUUGGAAUCAGCUACAAGGUGCUCGAACGCAGUGCCGAAAUCACCCCCGUCGGCGCAGGGAUCUCCCUUGCACCAAAUUGCCUACGUAUCCUGGACCAGCUUGGACACAUGAGCGCAAUCAGACGCAAAGGACAGCCUCUUCGCAAGAUCCAAAUAUUCCGCGACAAUACCUUGUGGAGUGUCGUUGACUGGGAAUGGAUUGAGGGCAAAUUUGGGUACAGCGUCUACUCUAUUGAAAGACAUUCAAUGCACAAAGCCCUCUAUCAGGGCGCAGGGCCAGAGAAUGUUCUACUCAAUGCAGAGGUUGUCGAUAUUGAAGAUCUGCCCACUGAGCCUACGGUCAAGGUGCGCCUGGCCGAUGGUCGAAUAAUAACUGGUGAAGUAGUGGUGGGCGCAGAUGGCAUUAGAUCAGCAACCAGACGCAUUUUGGCUGAGAAAGACGGACUGGAUGGCACCCACACCAUCCGCUUUACUGGUCGUACACACAUGACUGGUUACACCCAUCCCUUGCAACAUUUGAGCUCGCAGGACCUGGGAGUGGCUACUUGGGUUUUUUACGAUGAUGCCAUUCUAACUUCGUGGCCAUGCAUUGAAAACAGACAAUGUCGGUCAAGCUGGAAAGGAGCCUCGAAGGAAAUGAUCAAUGAUAUCUAUGGCGACCGAUUUCAUCCGUUUGUGGUGGAUAUGGCCGAACGCGUGACAGCUAGUGACGUGUUCGAAGAGACGGCAUUUCCCCCCAUGGCUACUGGACGGGUAGCCCUUGUGGGCGACGUUCCCAUUGACUCAAUGAUGCAUUACCAGGGCGCAUGCCAAGCAAUUGAAGACGCAGGCGAGUUAGCCAAUGUGCUCAACUCGUACUUCCGUGAUCGUUCAGGCCACCCGCAGGCGCUGCAGAUGCGUCUGAAAGAAUACCGCCAACGCAGGGAAGAGAGGGCCCGCUACGUGUUCGAAUUCUCCAGUACUUUUGCCUCCCUGCACACCGGCAAAAUGGCUUAUGGAUUGGGGCCGCUGCUUCGCAGGGUUGCAUUUACCUGGGCCCCAUUAUGGUGCUGGGAUCGUGCACUCACCCCCUUGUAUGGCUACCAGCCUCACGUCGAGGCACUGGCGGAGGAUUCGGGUUAG